AAGACUGGAGGGGAGGAGCCGAUACACCUGUGCAAGCCUGAUGGGGAGGAGCCAGUACAACUGUACAAGACAGAAGGGGAGGAGCCGGUACACCUGUGCAAGACUGAAGGGGAGGAGCCGGUACACCUGUGCAAGACUGAAGGGGAGGAGCCGAUACACCUGUGCAAGACUGAAGGGGAGGAGCCAGUACACCUGUACAAGACUGAAGGGGAGGAGCUGUUACACCUGUGCAAGACUGAAGGGGAGGAGCUGUUACACCUGUGCAAGACUGAAGGGGAGGAGCUGUUACACCUGUGCAAGACUGAAGGGGAGGAGCCGGUACAACUGUGUAAGACUGGAGGGGAGGAGCCGGUACACCUGUGCAAGACUGAAGGGGAGG
Molecule: messenger RNA, 379 nt
Organism: Staurois parvus
Lineage: Eukaryota; Metazoa; Chordata; Amphibia; Anura; Ranidae
Source: the annotation of a GenBank genome assembly